Paramuricea clavata is the source of this 756-nucleotide messenger RNA. Lineage: Eukaryota; Metazoa; Cnidaria; Anthozoa; Malacalcyonacea; Plexauridae. The record is from the annotation of a GenBank genome assembly.
AUGAUGCGCAAGUUCGCAAGAGAUCAGGACUUGGACGACCUAGAAUUCCCGUGCGAAUACAGUGAUCAACUGCAGCCACUGAUUUCGAAAGUCCGAGGAAGCACUAAGACCCAGGUACCCAGUAUCGAUUGCAAGAAGAUAUUGAGUCUUUUAAAGUUAAGCGAAGGCAACAUUGAUAUAGCAAACGAAAUUUGGUAUUCUGUUGACUGUUUUUCAUUUGGACCUCCUCAUGUUAUUGGUUGCUUGGACGAUGAUGAUUUGCGAUACCUCACAGACGUGUAUCGAUUGUUCUUUCCAGAUGCUUUAGAUAUAACAAUUCCAUGUUUAUACGAUCAGUAUGUAUCACUAGAAUGCGCAGGUGAAAGAUUUGGCUCCCGGUUUUCAAGACUAAACCGAUGUUUGUUUGUUCUCGCUAAGUGGGCAGGUCCAUUUGAUGGGGAAGUUGACAUGCAGUUGACAGAUAUUCGUCCUGGUGUCGUCAUGCAUUUUGUAAAGCAGUCUGUGUCCGUCGACGGCAAAUGGUACGUGUUUUCCUUUGCAAGAGUUGACUGGUAUCAUCGUUAUCCUGACAGAUUCCUCUGCCGUCCUGAAGAGCCAUUUGCUGAGGUUUGGUGUGCCAAUCAAUUUGAUACCUUUGGUGCAGCAUCAUUUAUGCCUGUCCAGCGCAUACUAGGUAAAUUUGUCCCUGGUUAUGACAGAGUGAAUGAUGAAAAUGUUAUGUUUGUAAUGCCUCUAGGGGAGAAAUUCAAGAUGUAG